AUGGGUUGUUGCCAGUCAGACCUGAAAGGUGAGAAGCAAGAAGACAUCGACAACCAAGCUCCUCAGCCGAUCAAACAGGUCAAAACCAAUUUCAGCACUGUCGACUACGACGCUGCUGCAUCCGGCAGACGAGAUACAAUAGUCGCACCUGAAGAGGUUAGACAAAAGUCGAACCCGCUACCCUCGCUAUCAGAGAAGGAGACAAGCAGCUUGCACCCGCAGAGUUUAGAUAGCACUGCCGUCAGCUCGACCAAGCCUCAAGUGACCGGCGACGAUCGAAUCAGUUUCGACAACAGAAUCGAAGACCAGCCAAGUCUUGGUAUCGAGAGCAGACACAUAGAGGAUACGCAAACCAGAUUACCUUACGAGGACGUCACAGCUUCACCUACCACACCGACUGCUGCGCACACUAUUGGUGAACAGCUACCUGGGACCAAGACAUAUCCAAGUGGCUUAGCCUGCUGUCAACAAAGACAAACUCACAAGCACAAUCGCACCGAGCAUAUCAUUAUGGGACUCUUCAACAAAUCCAAGAAGCUACCCGAAGAUCCUUCUAACCCAAUCUUGUCGUCUGAAUCUGGCGGCGUCACCACAGAGGACAGACCUCGGAAGAAGUCUCUCUACCAAAAGUACCAGGAUCUCAAACGAGGUCCAUCGACCUCCCAGCUCAGCGAAGAGGACCUCAAGAAGUAUACUGGGAUGGAUCGGACUGAAUUUGACAAGUGGGCUGCGACAACACCUGGAGUGGCUGGCGGUCAAGCAGCUGGCAGUUUAACCGCUGGAGGAAACAGUGGGCUUGGAGGUACUGCAGCUGGGGAAGGGCUUGGAGGAUGGGGUCGUGAGGCCGGAAAGCAGCCUACCAUUAGAUAG
Molecule: messenger RNA, 870 nt
Organism: Lithohypha guttulata
Lineage: Eukaryota; Fungi; Ascomycota; Eurotiomycetes; Chaetothyriales; Trichomeriaceae
Exons: 2
Coding region: 1-870 (289 amino acids)
Source: RefSeq, a predicted model, not a curated record